ACUCUCAUCCAAUGCCCUGGUUCCUGCACCUCUUCUGGGAUGAUGGGAAUGUUGUGAGAACUGCUUUUUGGGAGGCAUCUCUGCAUUGUGACCCCUCAACAACAUCUUAGAAGCCCCUUUAAUGUGGAGCAAAGAGUCAGGCUGCCAGCCUAAUGAGUUGGAGGGAGGUGUAUUUUCCUUCCUCUUGCCCUGGCUGGCUGCUUCUCCAAAGGAAGAUGAAAUGGGCAUAAUUUUGGAAUAUGAAAAAAGUGGAGAAAUAAAGACGAAGUCCAUAGACUUGCUAGAUCUCAGCCCUGAUACAGAUGUUGAGGUCUUAGUAGAAGAAAUUCAGAAAGCAGAACCACUCAUCACAGCCUCAAAGACAGACCAAGUCAAAUGCCUGAUACUAAGAUUGCAAGAGAAGCUUGCGCAACAAGACGACCACAGAUUUUACCUCUUUAAGGUCCUGAGAGCACAUAUUCUGCCACUGACUAAUGUCGCAUUUAACAAAUCGGGUUCAAGCUUUAUCACCGGAAGUUAUGACAGAACGUGCAAACUGUGGGACACUGCAUCCGGAGAGGAGCUGCGUACACUGGAGGGACACAGGAAUGUAGUUUAUGCCAUUGCGUUCAAUAACCCUUACGGGGACAAGAUUGCCACCGGAUCCUUUGAUAAGACUGGUAAACUAUGGAGUGCCGAAACGGGAAAAUGUUAUCACACUUUCAGGGGACAUACAGCAGAAAUAGUGUGUUUGUCAUUUAAUCCUCAAAGUACACUGGUAGCAACUGGAAGUAUGGACACUACAGCCAAACUAUGGGCAGUUCAGACCGGAGAGGAAGUGGCUACUUUGACUGGGCACUCAGCAGAAAUCAUUUCAUUGUCAUUUAACACCGCAGGAAAUAGAGUCAUUACCGGUUCCUUUGACCACACUGCUUCAGUGUGGGAUGUUAAUACUGGAAGGAAAGUGCAUACUUUAAUAGGACAUCGUGCUGAGAUCAGUAGCGCUCUGUUCAACUGGGAUUGCUCUCUAAUCGCAACUGGAUCAAUGGACAAAACAUGCAUGCUGUGGGAUGUUGUGAAUGGGAAAAGCGUGGCAACCUUAACAGGUCAUGAUGAUGAAGUGUUAGACGUCUGUUUUGAUUCUACAGGCCAACUAAUUGCUACCGCCUCUGCCGAUGGAAAAGCAAGGGUUUUUAGUGCUGUUACAAAGAAGUGCAUUGCCAAGUUGGAAGGUCAUGAAGGUGAAAUUUCAAAGAUUUGCUUCAAUCCUCAAGGUAGUCGGCUCCUAACAGCCAGCUCUGAUAAAACGGCUAGAAUUUGGGACCCUCAGACGGGACAGUGCCUUCAGGUUCUAGAAGGGCAUACGGAUGAGAUUUUCUCGUGUGCGUUCAACUACCAAGGCGAUAUUAUAAUUACAGGUAGCAAGGAUAACACCUGUAGACUGUGGCGCUGAGAGAAGAACGCAGACUUCUCAAAUAUCAAGAAAGUCUUUUCGAUGCACCUUUUAUUUUCUCUUUUCAGUGUUUCUCCCGAGUAGGUAUUUAGCUUGACAGGUACGACUGUUAAAACUGCUAAAGUAGGUUAGGUGGUUGGCUGAAUAUUAACUGACUGAUAUUGCUAAGAAAAUAAACCAACUAAAUAUUUUGACAGGUAUCAUUUUUCUUUGAAUUAAAAAAAUAAAUACCAAGAGAUUAGAUUAAAAGAAAAAAA
Ornithorhynchus anatinus (platypus) is the source of this 1689-nucleotide messenger RNA. RefSeq names its product dynein assembly factor with WD repeats 1 (gene DAW1). The record is from RefSeq and is a predicted model, not a curated record. NCBI's taxonomy places the organism in Eukaryota, Metazoa, Chordata, Mammalia, Monotremata, Ornithorhynchidae. The coding region runs from base 122 to 1432 and encodes 436 amino acids. The transcript has 13 exons. Gene Ontology annotation, molecular function: protein binding.